This is a messenger RNA of Aphanomyces invadans, 2367 nucleotides long. RefSeq lists its product as hypothetical. Bases 66 to 2285 code for a protein of 739 amino acids. Gene Ontology annotation, cellular component: 90S preribosome; t-UTP complex; small-subunit processome. Gene Ontology annotation, biological process: maturation of SSU-rRNA from tricistronic rRNA transcript (SSU-rRNA, 5.8S rRNA, LSU-rRNA). The transcript has a single exon. The record is from RefSeq and is a predicted model, not a curated record. Lineage: Eukaryota; Oomycota; Saprolegniomycetes; Saprolegniales; Verrucalvaceae. Gene Ontology annotation, molecular function: protein binding; RNA binding.
AAACGACUGGUGCGACCGUCGUGGUUGCCCGCCCACGAACGAUCACACCGAGAAACGAAGCGCAGAUGAAGGCGAGCCCGACUAAGAAGCGCAGCGCGGCCUCUAUCCACGACGCUGCGUCGUUGCAGCAUGCCGUGGAUGCUCCAGAUGAUUCUGCAUUGGACGAUGACGUGGUGCCGGAGGAAGUCGCGUCAUCUGUGAUCACCGCGUGCAAAGUCCACCGGUGCCGAUUCCUCAAGUACGAACCGUCCACGAUCACUGCAAUGGGGUUCAACGCAGCAGGCGACAUGCUGGCUGUCGCUCGACAGAACGGCAACAUCGAGCUGUGGCAUGCGUCGCUCCGGCAAUUCCACCUGCACGCGGUCGUGUCAGGCCGGUCGACCGCGGUCAUUUCAGGCGUGGUGUGGACGUCGUCGAACCGGUUGUUCGCGUCGUGUUUGGACGGCACCGUGAGCGAAGUGAAUUUGAACACGUUGCGGUUUAUCCACUGCAUCCAUGCGAAUGGCGGCCCGGUUUGGUGCAUGCAGUACAAAGCGUCGGAACAAGUCCUUGCGGUGGGUUGCGAAGACGGCCGCAUCCGACUGUACGCGGUGCCAGAAGAUGAAGCGGAGCCGAUCGUGUUCCACAAGGUGCUUGGUGGUACUGGUCGUCGCGUGGUGUCGCUGGCACUGCAUGCGGACAGCGACAUCGUCUUUGGUGGCAACGACGAUGGCGUGAUCUACAAAUGGGACACGCGCACCGGCCGCAAUGAGUCCCGCAUGACUCUCGAGCGAUUCGCCAAACAAGCACCUGCUGUCGUGUGGUCGCUUCUCGUGCUCAACGACAUGACCGUGAUCAGUGGUGAUUCGAACGGCAACGUACACACGUGGGAUGGGUUGUCUGGCACGCUCCUGCAAACAUUUGCCCAGUUGACGGCGGAUGUGUUGACGCUGGCGGUGGACUCAUCGGAGACUCUCUUGUUUGCCAGUGGGAUCGACAACCAAGUGAUCCAGCUCCGCAAAGGUAGUGCAAGCUCUGGCAAAGCGCCGUCAUCGCAAUGGGCGUAUGCGUACAGCCAUCGAGCCCACACGCACGACGUUCGCGCCUUGGCCAUCUCGCCCGGCACGUUGUCCACGGACGACGGUUCCACGCCCGUCUUGGUCUCUGGUGGCGUCGAUACGCACUUGGUUUGGUACAACGCCGCCAAAUUUAACGCCUUGCGCCCGAACAAGGCGACCCCGCUGCCGCAGCGGCCGUUCGUGUCGCUGGCUCCUCAAGCUCGCCAUGUUCUCGUGCAGCACCCGACGUCGCUCGAAGUGUGGGCGUUGGGGUCUGCAAAUGCUGCAGCGCCUGCGGCACCCACCAUGGUUGCGCAGCUCAAACUGGCAGCUGAGGCCAACAUCGUGUCGUCGGCGAUCUCGCCCGAUGGCAAGUUCAUCGCGGCAUCGACCGCGUCGGUGCUCAAGGUGUUUUCCGUCAACGGUCGCGUGAUCAAGAAACUACCGCUCGCGUCGACGGUCGCGCACCCCGCGUAUUCGAUGGUGUUUACAGCCGAUUCCCAGCGGCUGAUCACGGGCGACGUCGCCGUGCGGCUCAUUGACCUGACGUCGCUCAGCGCUAUCAAAGUGUUUGUGAAGAAGCGCAGUGUCCAGACCAAAUCGCUCGCAGUGUCGUCGGACGGGCAAUGGCUCGCCGUCGGUGAUCUCGAUAACCACAUAUCCGUGUUCAACUUGGACGCGAUGUCGUUUUACGCCGACUUCCCGACACCCCAAGACAUGCACACAUGCCUGGGGUUCCAUCCGAACGGGAAGACCCUCGUCGUGGCUACCGUCACCAACCACUUUGCGUGCUACGACGUUGAGCAAAAGAACAUGACCGAGUGGAGCCGCGAAAAUCACCACAAGUUGCCCAAGACGCUGUUCUUGCGCCAGCCGUACAACAUCAAAGGGCUUGCAUUCCACCCGACGCAGCCCAAUAGCGUCGUGUUUUGGAGCCAGCAGUUCCUCUUCCACAUCGAUAUUGACCAGCCGAUUGUGCGCGACGACACGAAGAAGCGGCGCCGCACGCUGAGCGUCGGCAACGCCGUCGACUCAUCCAGCGACGACGUUCCCGAUACUCCGACGGGCCACCCAACGUACCAGUUUAUCGAGCACUACGGUCCGAUUGCGUUUGCAGACUUCUUCGCCGUCGACGAGCCGUCCGCGACCCCCGAGCUCGUUGUCGUCGAGAUGCCCUUUUUCAAGAUGCUAAACGCCCUCCCCGACGCCCUCCAUCGCCACAAGUACAACGGAAGUGCUGGCCAUUGAGUGUCAACGACGUAGAAAAUAUGCUGUAGUACAAUUAAUAGUGUCCACCCAUCGCAUGCGGCACCCCCUCACCCCAGGCCAU